Messenger RNA from Parasteatoda tepidariorum (common house spider), 1116 nucleotides. RefSeq lists its product as uncharacterized. NCBI's taxonomy places the organism in Eukaryota, Metazoa, Arthropoda, Arachnida, Araneae, Theridiidae. The record is from RefSeq and is a predicted model, not a curated record. Gene Ontology annotation, biological process: intracellular signal transduction.
AUUGGCCUGUUCAAAAUGUACAAUGCGAAUGCGUACUAGCAGGCAUAAGGGUGCAGCUGGUUUAAUAAUAUUGAAUCUAUUACUAACUGGAAGUUUUACCAGGCUAUACUGUGUCGUAAAAUUACCUAUCACAGUUCGAGCAAUGGCGGAAUAUUUUAACGUUGACGAAAAACGCUUUCUUCUUGCAUAUAGUGCUAAAGCUAAUAACAUUACAGAUACUAUAUUUAAUGGCAUAUUGGAUCAUAUUUAUUAUAAUGUGAUAUUUAAUAAAGUCGGGACUAUUGAUAUUGUCUUAAAAGUGAUCAAGGAACUUAAAUUGGAUCUCUGGUCUAUGUUCAAGGAAAAACUUCCAGAAGAAAAAGGCUUUUCUCACGGUAGUCUUUUAAGAAAUCCCGAAGCAUUCAUCAGAAUAACAGAAGCAGGAGCCUCUAACGGAUCAUCAAAAGCAAUUCACCCAGUAUAUCUGUGGCUCUUCCUUGUAAAGUUUUUAAAUUAUGAAGACUACGCUACGUGGAUGAGAAAUUGGAAUGUUAUUUCUAGAGAUCCUCUCAACUUCCGUGCACUUCAGCUUCUGAAUGUAUAUAUGAGGUUCAAUUGCAUCCCCUAUAAAUCAGCAGAGCUCGAAAUGGCCGUGCGAGUGCUCUGGAGCUCCAUCCCAGAUCCACUUUUGACGUCGACCGAUGUUUUUAGGCUUUUUGAAGAGAUCGAUCUUAUACGUUAUCAGAAGGUGAACAACAUAUGGCAAUGGUACUGCAAUCUAGUGAAUUAUGAAGGAACUUCUGUAAGGCGUCCAAGAUCUCUUAAGCACCUUUCAAGAUGCUUCAUCAGAAACCGAUUAAGAGUCAACUUUAAGUUGCCCGAAGGAGUGGAGGAACUAGGCAUUCCCAAACAUGUCCAGAAGUAUUUACUUUUGAGAGAUUUUUACAAGAUAGAAUGAAUCAAGGAAUCAUUUUUUUUCAAAGUAUUUCAUGAAAGAAAGACUUGAUUAUUUUGAUUAUGAUUUCGAAAUAUUAAUGUCUCCUAUGAACUUCUUUACGAUAUUAUUUUCAAUGUUGCAAGCUUCACUGUUUAUAUUUCUUCGGCAUGUCAAUAAACGAUGUAAUCUGUGUGCACUUA